This is a messenger RNA of Gekko japonicus, 1948 nucleotides long. RefSeq names its product secretory carrier membrane protein 1 (gene SCAMP1). Gene Ontology annotation, biological process: protein transport. Bases 177 to 1196 code for a protein of 339 amino acids. Gene Ontology annotation, cellular component: trans-Golgi network membrane; recycling endosome membrane. Lineage: Eukaryota; Metazoa; Chordata; Lepidosauria; Squamata; Gekkonidae. The transcript has 9 exons. The record is from RefSeq and is a predicted model, not a curated record.
CCUGGGCGGUCUAUCCGGGGUUUAGCGGGUGGGACUCGGAGCGGAUCCGCUUGCGGUGACAUCGGCGGCGGGGGGAGGGGGGUGGCAACCUUCGGGGCGCUCGACUGGAGUCCCUGUCGCCGCCGCCCCACGCAACGCAGAGCCCGACCGACCGACCCUGCCCUCUCCCACCCACCAUGUCGGAUUUUGACAGCAACCCCUUCGCGGACCCGGACCUUAACAACCCCUUUAAGGAUCCUUCAGUUACACAAGUGACAAGAAAUAUUCCUCCAGGACUAGAUGAAUACAAUCCUUUCUCAGAUUCCAGAACACCGCCACCAGGAAAUGUCAAAAUUCCCAACGUUCCCAGUACACAACCAGCUAUAAUGAAACCGACAGAGGAACCGCCUGCUUAUACUCAAAUUGCAAAGGAACAUGCCUUGGCCCAGGCUGAACUGCUUAAACGUCAGGAAGAAUUGGAAAGGAAAGCAGCUGAAAUGGAUCGGAGGGGAAGAGAAAUGCAGAGCCUCCACCAAACAGGCGGAAGGAAAAACAAUUGGCCUCCACUACCUGGAAAUUUCCCAGUGGGUCCUUGUUUUUACCAGGAUUUCUCUGUUGACAUCCCUGUAGAAUUUCAGAAGACAGUAAAAAUUAUGUACUACUUGUGGAUGUUCCACGCAGUAACACUAUUUCUUAACAUCUUUGGAUGUCUGGCCUGGUUUUGCUUGGAGCCGAAGCGAGGAGUUGACUUUGGACUGAGCAUUCUCUGGUUCUUGCUUUUUACUCCUUGUUCAUUUGUCUGCUGGUACAGACCACUUUAUGGAGCCUUCAGGAGUGACAGUUCUUUCAGAUUCUUUGUUUUCUUCUUUGUGUACAUUUGUCAGUUUGCAGUUCAUGUCCUUCAGGCUGCAGGUUUCCAAGGAUGGGGCAACUGCGGAUGGAUUUCAUCUCUUACUGGACUUAACCUUAGUAUUCCAGUAGGCAUCAUGAUGAUAAUUAUAGCAGCACUUUUCACAGCAUCUGCAGUCAUCUCGUUAGUUAUGUUUAAGAAGGUACAUGGGCUGUACCGCACAACCGGAGCAAGUUUUGAGAAGGCCCAGCAAGAAUUUGCAACGGGUGUGAUGUCCAACAAAACUGUACAAACUGCUGCAGCCAACGCUGCGUCAACAGCAGCAACUAGCGCCGCUCAAAGUGCUUUCAAGGGUAACCAAAUAUAGAGAAAGAAAGAGAUGAAAAUCACAAGAAUUUUCUGGCUGUAUUUUAUUUUCCAGUCACUUAUACUCCCUAAAGACUUUUGUUCAAACUGCACACAGCAUGUAUGUCUCCUCUUCAGCUGUGCAUGGGCUAAAACAGGGAAAAGGUCCUUGUUCCAUUCCUUUAUACACUUAUUUAUCCAAAAGUACUUUCUGGCUACUCUCUAACUUAAAAUUGUUUGAAUUAUAUUUUUCUCCAUAUUUUUGGAGGCGUGUUGUGAAAAUUUCAACAGUGCAUCUGAAAUUGAUAUGGCAGCUUCUGGGGUCACCUUAAAUGGAUUUUAGGGUUUUCUGGUCAGUUGUUCUCUCUGGGACCUUUCACUUUGACUUGAGACAAGCACUUUGGAGCAACCCUUUUUGUUCCUAAUAGUUUGCUUCCCUAUUUUCUUACGUGAGAAACAGGGCAGCUGACGGGUUUGAACGUGACAUUUAGCUGCUGCUAUACAUCUUCAGCAGCUGAUGAAGGACAGAUGUAAGCUUAAAAUAAGUAUGAUAGAUAAUGUAAAUUCUUUUUUUAGGAUAAUAGGUCUUUUGAUAAAACUCUGAGUUUGCAUGAAACAGUUAUUUGGCCACGUUGAGCUAGUGUUUUGGUCCAGAAUCUGUCUCUACAACUAUGGUUAUAGUAUUUGUUGGGAUCUGUUUUCAUGGUGUAUGGUCUUCUAGCUUGGAAUGGUUUUUCUACAGAGAUACUGUCAUUGAAAGAAUACAUAAUGCAA